Molecule: messenger RNA, 2309 nt
Organism: Nothoprocta perdicaria
Lineage: Eukaryota; Metazoa; Chordata; Aves; Tinamiformes; Tinamidae
Gene: NUDT14
Product: nudix hydrolase 14
Exons: 5
Coding region: 177-737 (186 amino acids)
Biological process (GO): nucleoside phosphate metabolic process; ribose phosphate metabolic process
Molecular function (GO): UDP-sugar diphosphatase activity; metal ion binding
Source: RefSeq, a predicted model, not a curated record
ACCACUUACACUGAAAGGGAUCAAGUUCUCGUGUGACUGUGAAUCAAACUGUACUGCUGUAAUUCUGACAACGUUGUCAAUGCCACUGUCAAGUCAGACCUGUAGCCAAGAUGAGCAGGAUUUGUGAUGCUCUAAUGUGACACAUUCAGAAUGGCUCUAAGAAGGCCUGGGACUUUAUGAGGACACAUGACAGUGUGUCAAUCCUGAUCUUUAACACUUCUCGGCAGUGCUUUGUUGUGGUGAAGCAGUUCCGCCCAGCUGUUUACAUGUGUGAAGUAGAAAGGCACUGUCCUCGAGUCUUCCAGAAUCAGGACAGGGAGAAUCUGGGACAUCUAGAGGAUCCUUUACCUGCUGUGGCUGGAGUGACAUAUGAGCUCUGUGCUGGCAUUGUGGACAAACCAGGCCUUUCCAUAGAAGAAACAGCAUGUGAGGAAAUCUCGGAGGAGUGUGGCUACAAUGUUCCGGCUGCAGACCUAAGGAAGAUCACCUCUUACAGGUCUGGAGUUGGUCUGACAGGUUCUAGACACACCUUAUUUUAUGCAGAAGUAACGGACCAGAUGAAAACUGGAGAAGGUGGUGGCCAGCCUGAAGAAGGAGAGCUGAUAGAAGUUGUGGAAAUACCUUUAGAAGAGUCCAUGAAGUUUGCUUUUGAUGAGAGUAUCCCAAAGACACCAGGUGUCAUUUUGGGUGUUAUGUGGUUCCAAAACAACAUAGCACCCAAUCUACCAAAAAAAUAAAGCACCAAAGAUUUUGUGGAAAGCUUUCCCAUUAUUUCUAUAAGCAUGGAAAGCUGCAAGUCUGCCUGCCUUCAUUGACUCAUAUUAUCACAAAGCAAAACUUUCAAAAUAAACUUUGAAGCAAAAUUAGAAGAAAACUCCUGAAUGUGAAUGUGUGCAGCAUUAGAAGCUCCCCCUUUUCGUGGCACUGCUCUCACUGUUCUGCAGAUCYCCUCAGAGCCUCAGUGCAGCUGCUCCACAGGCCUGUCACCAUGGUCUAUAGGUGCUGAUAGCUGCUUGUUCACAUACCUGUUUUUUGGGGAAGGGAGGUCGAUUGUUUUUGUUUUGGGGUUCUUCCUCUACAGUCUGCCAGCAGACCUUAGUAGUCAAAUAUAAGUGAAGAUAUACGUAGGUGAAUUCUGCACAGCUUUCAAGGAGGAGCUUUCUCUAUGAUGCCUAGYUUCUGUAAAGAAAAUACUGCGUAUCUGCACACGAAGACCUUCAGUUCACAAGCAGGUAGAAACACAUUUGUAGGCUGUUCUGCUAAUGUGUCAUUCUGACAGUGGACCAGUUCUAACUCUAUGUAUUAAUGUAUAUGUAUUAGAGUGUAUUCCAACUGCAGGGCUGAGCAGCAGUGAUGGAAAUACAGGGAUGAAUCAUGGGGGUUACCACUGGAACAAAUCUCUCUGUUUUAUGGAUAGUCUUUGAUUAACUGGAUCAAACUUUGUUCUGUAGAGCAGGACUUGAGAGGCCAAAAUUCUUUCCAUUUGAUUGUGAGAUGACUAGCACUAUUCCUUUCUUUGAGACGUGCAUCUUAGUUUCUUUAUUGCUAAAAUGAUAAGAAUAGGGCUUACUCCUCAGGUAAAGCAUUUAGAAAUCUAAUGAUCAUAAGUGCUUUAUUGAGAGAUUUUAUUAUCAUUUGUGCAGUUUAUAUUGAAGCUUGUACAACCUGCACAGAUGUACUGGGCAACACARUUUGAUUCAAUAAGCAUUCUAGUUAGAAUGUAUAUUAUAUAUUCUAUCAGCAUAGUUYAGAUGUAGGAUGUCAUUUGAAACUGUUACUAGCACGAAUGAGACAGAAUUAAGUCUGGCAAUUUAAUCUUGCGCUUGUUCAUGUUAUUCACGCAGUUAAUACUAAUGAAUGUGAUGACAUUAUUUAUGUUUGUAGGGCUAGUGAGGCUGUGUAUUUUCAGGAGAUGAGUACUGAGAAUGUAUAACCUUUCACAUAGUCUCUGGAAUAACUUGAGUACAGAUCAGCUGGAAGUAAUUAUACCCGGUAGCUGGUUUGAAACUGCUGCAGUUUGAAAUAGAUGUUAAAAUAAAAACAAAAAGCCUUUAAAAGUGAUACUUGCUGCUAUCCUCCUGAAAGUUAGGGAGAACAGCUCACUGGAAAGUCAUUGGAGAAAGAACAGUCCCAAUCCAUGGGAGUCAGACACCUUUUAUGAAAGUCUAGACAUUUACAUUGAACUGUGCAUGGGCUGUGGAUGAGUCAAGCGCUGAGUUAUCAUGAAAAGUAAAUUAAUUUUGUCUGUCUCGUGUAUUUACAUUGGAAGGUAUUUUAAGGUUGGGUCUCCGUUUCUCUGCAUCUUUACA